This is a messenger RNA of Caenorhabditis elegans, 1917 nucleotides long. It is a transcript of the gene nhr-35, whose product is annotated as Nuclear hormone receptor family member nhr-35. The transcript is spliced from 12 exons. Gene Ontology annotation, molecular function: DNA-binding transcription factor activity; nuclear receptor activity; sequence-specific DNA binding. Bases 1 to 1629 code for a protein of 542 amino acids. NCBI's taxonomy places the organism in Eukaryota, Metazoa, Nematoda, Chromadorea, Rhabditida, Rhabditidae. Gene Ontology annotation, cellular component: nucleus. Gene Ontology annotation, biological process: regulation of DNA-templated transcription; intracellular receptor signaling pathway. The record is from RefSeq and is marked reviewed.
AUGGGAAACAAAAUACACGCUGGUUUUACCUUCACCCCAUCCCACGCCCGCUCUCUCGAUUGUUUUGUUUGCCUUCUUGUCCUAUUCUCAUUUCGCUCCACACCACCUCACGGCCGCCACCCCGCCAUUGAACCUACUUUAUUGAUUUCUCAUUAUUACAGAGGUCAAAUGUUGGGAACAUACAACGGUGACAGCAAAGCAGAAACGGAUGGAAAAGACAACUCCAUUUGUCAUAUCUGCAGUGAUGUGGCGACUGGAAGACACUACGGAGCAAUUGCUUGUAACGGAUGCAAGGGAUUUUUCAGACGAACCGUUCGACGGAACUAUGAAUAUCAUUGUAGAUUUGAGUCGAAGUGUGAAAUUGACAAGCAUAACCGCGCAGUGUGUCGUUACUGUCGCUUUAUGAAAUGUAUUUCAUCCGGAAUGCGCGACGAUCAAGUUCAAAGUGAAAGGGAUGUAAUUGGUAAAAGAGAAAAAAAAGACAACAUGAAAACCUAUUGUCAAGACCCGACUCCGAGAACCUCACCCGAACUAACAAUGUCCCCAGUGGAAGAUGAGUACGAUCAACUAUUGGAAAGCCUCUUGAAGUCGGAGAUGACGAUUCAAAGUCUUCGUGAUACAGUGAUCACGCAGACCGGAAAUGUGGAAUACACCACCAAAUCUAAGAAUAGAUUGUCCCACACAGACCGAACAGCAACUUUGAACGACGUCCUUAAAUCCAUGCACAGUCAACUUUUGCUGGUCAUAGAAUGGGCGAAAACACUGCCGGAAUUUAAACAACUUUCCGGUGCUGAUCAGGCCGUUCUUCUCAAAAACUUUGCUGGUCAGCACGUGACUCUUUGUGUGGCUUAUCGCUCUGUUGGUGCAAAUGACGCUUUGAAACUUCUCAACGAUCUCUACAUUCCAAGGGCUUCAAAAACCACACCACAUCUGAAAGAAUAUGUGGAUGGAUUCUAUUUACGUGACUGUGAAAAAGUGAUGGACCAGUUGGUGGAACCAAUGCGAUUUUUGAAGCUCGACAACAAGGAAUUUGUGGCUCUCAAAGCUUGCGUUCUUUUCAAUCCCGUGGCACCGGGUCUAUCCAACCAUGCUGUUAAUUUGGUCCUUAACGCAAGAAGGAAAAUUUUCGCCGCAUUCGAAAAAUAUGUAAGAGUGAACAAACCGCUGGAAACCACACGAGUCGGAGAUUUGACAUUUUUCAUUCUCACACCGCUUUCGGUUCUUUCAAAAUCAAUUUCGGAAGAUAUCAUGUUCACAAAAGUCAGCGGUGUUGCGAGAAUUGAUGUUUUGAUGGAAGAACUGAUAUUGGCUGAAACUGAUUACGGGGAAGAUAGACAAGAUCAAACUCCAUGCUCAAUUAUGAACGACACACCGUCGGGAAGCCAAGAUAUGUGUUCACCGUGCCCGGAGGAUCUUCUGCGAACCUCCACUUCAAGCAACUCUCCCACAAACUCAUCUCUCACUGCCGGCCUCUUGCUCAAAACAGACGAUGCUAUGAUGUCAGGAAUCGGAACACAAUACACAACUCCACAACCUCACACACCACAAUUUGCCGACUCCUCUCACCUAAACCUGCCGUAUGCUCCGUUCACUUCUAGCUACAACCAAUAUCCAAACACUUACUCAUAGUAGUCGAUUCUCAAAAAAAACUUUUUAAUCCAAGUGUCUAUUCUAUCUAUCCGUUUCAUGUUCUCAAACUGUGAUAUUUGACAAUGCCCGAAAAUUCACCAGAAAAAAGUUAUUUGAACUCCCAGAAAAUGCCAUUGAAACACAAUUUGACGGGUUAGAGCAAACUCAUUUGUUAAGAAUAUAUUUUGUUUCCCACCCCCUAAUAAAUAUAAUUUUUAUAAUUUUCUCACAGUUUUCAAUGAUCUGUUAUAAAACACAAUCUUUUCAUAAAAUCUUUGAAUCUGAAAU